This is a messenger RNA of Lutzomyia longipalpis, 2849 nucleotides long. RefSeq lists its product as uncharacterized. Gene Ontology annotation, biological process: maturation of SSU-rRNA. Gene Ontology annotation, cellular component: nucleus; 90S preribosome. NCBI's taxonomy places the organism in Eukaryota, Metazoa, Arthropoda, Insecta, Diptera, Psychodidae. The transcript has 2 exons. The record is from RefSeq and is a predicted model, not a curated record. Bases 1616 to 2677 code for a protein of 353 amino acids.
CUCCAGCAGCAGCACACUCACCAGGGAUGCUUUGAGAUUCUUCAUCUUCUCACGCAUCUCAUUGGCUCCGUGGAAGGCACUAUCCCUCGCCAAAUAUUCCUCACAUUUCUGCAACAGACUGAGGGUGUCCUCAAAGUGACGCUGAGCAAUCAAAGCUUGAAUCUCCUCCGGGGCAGAAGAGAGCCAAUCUGGGGCGAAAAUCAAUGGAGUCGUGGCAUGUUCUGCUGUGGGACUGAGAGUGGCAUCACUGCAGAGGCUCAUUGUGUCCACGACGGAUUUCUGUCGUGUUGCCAUGGGAGGCAGGGGAGCAGGGCCCUUCCUGUGCCGCUGAUGACCCUUCAUGCUGACCUCGAACUUUUCAAUCCAUUCCGCCUUAGCCGAUGGGCUGAUGCACUGGAAAAUACGACUCCCAUCGGGGGUGAUGAUAUUUAUUGCAUUUCGCACUCCAUCGAGGUCCCGGAUGUUGAUCACGGCCAACUUCUUUGCCUCAUACUCUGCCAGGAAUUCCAACUUCUUGUCAUGCUUGACUUUUGCCACAAUCAGCGUGUCGUUGAAGAGGAAAAGGUAGGUUCGACAGAUGGGGCGAUAAUCGUUGGCAUCCAAUCCAAUGAGUCCCCCCUCGUGGAUGAAGGUUUUAUUGUCCAGAACCCCACUGUACCCUGUCAGGCUUUCCCGGAUGAGGGCAAUUGUGUUGCGAUUCUGCGUCUCUUCGUUCACACGGGAGUCCAAUGAUUUCGUCUGUGGCUCCUCAGGGGCUGAGUCAGCAUCCAGGGGAACAUUCCUCGGGUCAUCCACAAUAUUGCUAUCCCGCAGGGUGUUCAGGAGAUUACGCUGCUCAAUCAGAAUGUGCGACAGUUGAUACAUUUCCGAUUCCAAAUGAGAGAUCUCCUUUGCUGUGUCUAUAAACUUCAUAUAAUUCUCAUAGACAUGCUUCUUGAGGGCUGUGGACGUUUGAUCACUGUACGUCUGAAUCUUUGCUUUCCUCUGAAGCAAUUCUGGACCUCCAACACAUUCCUGAACAAGAUCUCUGACGUCUGGAAAAAACAUUUUUUACAAUUAGUGGGCGUAUAAAUCUUCAAAAUUGCAUUGAAAUAAGUAAUUUGUCAACUUACGAUCAUCUGCUCGGAAUGUCUUCCCAUCAAACACGGUAUUUGGGGAGGAUUCAGGCAUUUUUCCUGGAUUCUCAGGAUGUUUUGCAAAAUAUUUACCCCGUUGAAACUUCUUUGUUAUGAUUGAUUGAGUCUUACGGAUAAUCUUACGACAUGUCUGAUGGAUUUCUUCGAGAACUUCAUAACUGAACCGAAAAUUUUUGGCGGCUGUUUAGAUUUUCUUAUUUUAUUUUAUGUAUUUUAUUUUCCCUAUUUAAUAACAGUUUUCGCUGAUUUCUUAGCUUUUCUUUCGAUGAUUUUCUUGUGAAUUUUCAGGCAGAAAAAGCAAAAAGAAAAGCCAUCAUAACCUAACAUAACAUAAACAGAUACAAAAGUUGCUGACACAGCUGACGAGGCGAAUAUUUGUUUUCCUCGAACACGUGUGACAGAGUGACAACCACGCCGGGAUUUUCCUCAAGUUUUUAUUUUGUGAAUUUCCUGCAAUUUCCACCGCGUAAUCUGGCAAAAUGGUCACCAAAUUGGAGCUGAAUAACUGCAUGAUCACCCUACGUGGCCAGGUGAAGCGGGCCAAGGUGCGUACAAUCAGUAAACUCACGCGAAAGAUCAAAAAAUUUGAGCAGGGAAAGGUGAAGAACCCGGAAAAUAAGAAAUUGGACACUAAAAUCAAGAAGUUUGGAGAGGAAAUUGAAAUCAUUAAGGAAAUCCAUAAUAUCGACAAUGUGAAGAAGCUCUUUUCCUUCAACAAGGAUAUAAAGAAGGUAAUGGCCCACGUGAAUGCCACCCCAGAAGAACGGGCAAUGUGUAAGCUUCUGUACAUGAAUGAAUUCCUGAAAACAGCCAUUCUGGAUGCAAAGAAGAAGCUCAGCUUGAGGGAUGACGAUGAGGAAUGGGUGAAGCUUCUCUUCACAGAUGGCAAACGCAAAUUGCUCAAGAAGCAGAGAGCUUUAGAAAAGAAAGGAAAGAAAGUCGCAAACACAGAGUCUCCCACUAAGAAGACAUCCGAAGAUGGUUCAGGAAGUCCGCAAAAGGCAAAGAAGAAGAAGGUUAAGAAGGAACAAAAAGAAUCAUCUGGAAGUGAGGAAGGAGUAAAGAAGGCAAAGAAGGAACGCAAAGAUUCCGCGGGAAGUCAAGAAGAGAUGGAACCUGAUCAAAGAGAAACAGCAGAAUCAGCCACCAAGUCCGAAGUGCCAUCCCCGAAGAAGAACAAGAAGGGCAAGAAAAAUCAAAAGAACGAGGAUAAGAGCGACAAAGUUUUGAAGAUGAAUGAUAAGUCGAAGAAAAUCCAGAAACCCAAAGGAAAUGCCAAGAAUUUCCCCGCCAAGAAGGGGAAGGACUUUAAGAAAUUCAACGGAGAUUCCAAACCACAUCCUGGGAAGCCGAAUAAAUUCAAUAAACCGAAUAAACCCCAAAAUGGAUCUCCUGCAAAAUUCAAACCUGGCGCCAAGAGGCCAGAAAAGGGUCAGAAGGUUGAUAAAAAGGGACAGGAUCACCCAUCGUGGGAAGCAAAGAAGAAGCAAAAGCCCACAAUUGCGCAAUUUCAGGGAAAAAAGACUAAACUUGCGGAUUAGAAUGCAUUCCGGGAACCAUCCGGAAAGAGAAUGAUUAUUUCAUGAAAUAUGCUCCAACAUAACCUCACUUUAAGUUUUCUUGACAUUGCUGCCAAGCAUUUCUUUUUAAUCCAAAAAUUCUUAUUUGGAUCGAUGUAAUUAUAGAGAAAUAAAUUUUUAUUAAGUUCAAGAA